AUGGACUCGCUGUGGCGGCUCAAGCGCUUCGAUGCCUUCCCCAAGACCCUCGAAGACUUUCGGGUGAAGACGUGCGGCGGGGCGCUGGUGACGGUGGUGAGCGGGCUCAUCAUGGUGCUGCUCUUCUUCUCGGAGCUGCAGUUCUACCUCACCAAGGAGGUUCACCCAGAAUUAUAUGUUGACAAAUCAAGAGGAGAUAAACUGAAGAUCAAUAUAGAUGUUGUCUUUCCACAUAUGCCUUGUGCUUAUUUGAGCAUCGAUGCAAUGGACGUAGCAGGAGAACAGCAACUGGAUGUAGAACAUAAUCUGUUUAAACAGCGUUUGGAUAAAGAUGGCAAUCGUGUGACACCAGAGGCUGAAAGACAUGAGCUGGGAAAAGAAGAAGAAAAAGUGUUUGAUCCAAGUUCUUUAGAUGCUGAUCGUUGUGAGAGCUGUUACGGGGCUGAGUCAGAGGACAUCCGGUGUUGUAAUACUUGUGAUGAUGUCAGAGAAGCAUACAGGCGGCGAGGAUGGGCCUUCAAGAACCCAGAUACCAUAGAGCAAUGCAAGAGGGAAGGGUUUAGCCAGAAAAUGCAAGAACAAAAGAAUGAGGGCUGUCAAGUGUAUGGUUUCCUAGAAGUCAACAAGGUAGCUGGAAAUUUUCACUUUGCACCAGGAAAAAGUUUUCAGCAGUCUCAUGUACAUGUGCACGCUGUUGAGAUUCAUGAUCUCCAGAGCUUUGGACUUGAUAAUAUCAAUAUGACACAUUACAUCAAACAUCUCUCAUUUGGAAGAGAUUAUCCAGGCAUUGUGAACCCUCUGGAUGGGACAGACGUCACUGCACAGCAAGCUUCCAUGAUGUUUCAGUAUUUUGUCAAAGUGGUCCCCACAGUAUAUAUGAAAGUAGAUGGUGAAGUGGUAAGGACAAACCAGUUUUCAGUUACACGGCAUGAGAAAAUAGCCAAUGGGCUAAUAGGAGACCAAGGUCUGCCAGGUGUGUUUGUGCUCUAUGAGCUUUCUCCCAUGAUGGUGAAGCUAACAGAGAAACACAGGUCCUUUACACAUUUUCUUACGGGAGUCUGUGCUAUUGUUGGAGGCAUAUUUACAGUUGCAGGAUUCAUUGACUCCUUGAUUUAUCACUCAGCACGUGCCAUCCAGAAGAAAAUUGAACUUGGCAAGACAACAUAAAUAAGCCAUGACCUCACUUAAAACAAACAAACUAAAACCUCUAAGGAGAGCUAAAUAGAUUUUUUUUCCAAACUACAAGUGAUCCUUGUGUGCCCAAGACCUACAGAACUACAAGAACUGCAAGUGUGUGCCCAAGAGAGGAGAUUCAGAAGUACCAGACAGCCCCAACCACUCUUACAUUACUCUGUCAUCAUUCUUUGUUUGUCAUUAGUUUGUGGGUGGAACAGCUUGAACUUUGCUGCUGCAAGGAUGUAUUACCCGUCUUGUCUGGCUCUCCACACUCCGUUGUACCAGCCCUUUUGUGUCCGUCCAUGUUCAUCAAAUUUGCCUCCCAAAAGAGCUGCUGGAGAUACUGCAUGGUGAUGGUUUCCAGGAAUAAGGUACUACAUUAUCAUGAAACCUAGAGUUGAUUGAAGAUGCCAUGGAAAAAAAAAUCUGGCAACACUAUUUAUCUGUUUUCUUUUUUUCUGUUUGUUAAAAAGAUUUCUGAGUGUGCUUAUGCACAUGUCAGAUCUCUGAAAAUGUGCUGGAUCCCUUGUGCUUUUCUGUUGACAGGGCUGAGUGAUGUGGCGAGAACUGGCACACAAGAUGUGCUUACAGCACCAUGGGGCAUUGCAGUGUUCUCUGGCUCCAAAACACUCUCUUUUUAUAAAAGGUGCAAGUUGAUGUUUCAGUAAAAAACAAAAACAAAAAACACCAUUUGCAGUUUUAAUUAAUUUUUAAAUUGGAUUGUGUUUUUCACUUCCUCUCUGUUUCUAUUUUAUAAUAAAGUUAAACCUCUAUGGGUUUUGUUCAAGCAUUUAGAAGAACAAUUAAUUUAUUUGAAUCAGUCCUAGUAGUGAGUUGUUACUGACC
Messenger RNA from Nothoprocta perdicaria, 2022 nucleotides. It is a transcript of the gene ERGIC3, whose product is annotated as ERGIC and golgi 3. The transcript is spliced from 14 exons. Gene Ontology annotation, cellular component: endoplasmic reticulum membrane; endoplasmic reticulum; COPII-coated ER to Golgi transport vesicle. Lineage: Eukaryota; Metazoa; Chordata; Aves; Tinamiformes; Tinamidae. The record is from RefSeq and is a predicted model, not a curated record. Bases 1 to 1167 code for a protein of 388 amino acids. Gene Ontology annotation, biological process: retrograde vesicle-mediated transport, Golgi to endoplasmic reticulum; endoplasmic reticulum to Golgi vesicle-mediated transport.